AUGUCCAACAAAUCAAUUACUGAGUUCUUACUCCAAGCUUUCACAGAAAGGCAGCAGCUGCAGCUCCUGUGCUUCUGGCUCUUCCUGGGCAUCUACCUGGCUGCCCUCCUGGGCAAUGGACUCAUCAUCACCACUGUAGCCUGCAACCACCACCUCCACACCCCCAGGUACUUCUUGCUCCUCAACAUCUCCCUCUUUGAACUGGGCUGCAUCUCCACCACUGUCCCCAAAGCCAUGGACAACUCCCUCUGGGACACCAAGGCAAUCUCUUACUUGGGAUGUGCUGCCCAAGUCUUUCAGCUUGUCUUUUUCAUUUCAGCAGAGUAUUGUCUUCUCACAGUCAUGGCCUACGACUGCUACGUUGCCAUCUGCCAACCCCUGCACUACGGGACCCUCCUGGGCAGCAGAGCUUGUGCCCACAUGGCAGCAGCUGCCUGGGGCAGUGGGUUUCUCCCUGCUGUGCUGCACACGGCCAAUACAUUUUCACUGCCACUCUGCCAGGGCAAUGCUCUGGGCCAGUUCUUCUGUGAAGUACCCCAGAUCCUCAAGCUCUUCUGCUCACACUCCUACCUCAGGAAAGUUUGGCUUCUUGUGAUUAGUGCCUGUUUAGCAUUUGUUUGUUUUGUUUCCAUUGUUCUGUCCUAUGUGCAGAUCUUCAGGGCUGUGCUGAGGAUCCCCUCUGAGCAGGGACAACACACUUUUUCUACAUGCCUUCUUCACCUGGCUGUGGUCUCCCUGUUUAUUAGCACAAGUAUGUUUGCCUACCUGAAGCCUCCCUCCAUCUCCUCUGCAUCCCUUGACCUAGUGGUGUCAUUUCUGUACUCAGUGGUACCUCGAGCAGUGAACCCCCUCAUCUACAGCAUGAGGAACCAGGAGCUCAAGGCUGCUGUAAGGAAACUCCUCUCUGAUUGCUUUUCAGAAACAGUAGUGAACUGCCUAUCUCUUUUUGCACAUCACUCAUAA
Eurypyga helias (sunbittern) is the source of this 963-nucleotide messenger RNA. Its product is annotated as olfactory receptor 14J1-like. Gene Ontology annotation, molecular function: G protein-coupled receptor activity; olfactory receptor activity. The record is from RefSeq and is a predicted model, not a curated record. Gene Ontology annotation, cellular component: membrane. Lineage: Eukaryota; Metazoa; Chordata; Aves; Eurypygiformes; Eurypygidae. Gene Ontology annotation, biological process: G protein-coupled receptor signaling pathway.